AUGCAAGACAUUUCAUUUGGAUUAGAACCAACCUGUAUACCGCUAAUAGGUAAACCGACACCAUUUACUUACAUCACCGAUUCCGUCUUUUCUGACAGUACAUCAAUAUCGUCACAAGACAAAGGUGUAGAUAGUGGAACAUGGUCCGAAACUUCUGCUGACUCUGGCGACAACGAUUCUGAUCCCGAUGAUGAUGAAGUAAUUACAUGUUCGUGUGUACCGGACGAAAACAGCAAAUCACUGUGUACAGUCAACGAUGGAGAUCAAUGUGACUGCGUGAGUGGAUACGGUAACUUUUACACGACGCCGACAUACGAUGAUACGCGUCAAGAUUGGAUCGAGCAAAGAUUGGAAGUCGAUGCUUUACCUGAGAGACUACCUCUGAUCGAGUGCUCGGUGCAUUGUCCUUGUGCUGAGGGGUGUUCUGAUCGUUUGACUCAAACAGGCGUACGUGUAUCUGUAACUGUACAAAUAUCUACUUCUGGGAUAGGAUACGGAUUAUUCUAUACUCCUACAUCAAAUGUCAAACUAUCAAAAGGGAGUUUCAUCUCUCUAUAUGCUGGAGAAUACUUGACUACCCCUGAAGCUCGGAUAAGAUGGUCUGACCAAGCGACUAAUCAGAAACAAGGAGAAGGAAAUUAUAUCUUAACACUGAAGAUAUCAAGCUCAAACGAAAUUUGGCAUAUAGAUCCUAGGAAUAAAGGGAAUAUAGGUAGAUUCCUAAAUCAUUCUUGCGAACCCAAUUGUAUCAUCCAGAUUGUCAGGUGGGGAGUUACGAGUUUAUUCAGAGCGGCUAUCUUUACGAAAAGAUAUAUCAAAAAAGGAGAAGAAUUGACAUUUGAUUAUGCGAACGCAUCAGGGUCACCACUAUCUGCCGAGGACUUGAGACGUACCUCGGGCAAUGAGAGAUUGGAGGUCAGAGAGAAGAGAACCAGAUGUUUAUGCGGUACACAAACAUGUAGAGGUUGGAUGCCAUUUGAUGAGACUCUAUGA
Messenger RNA from Kwoniella shivajii, 993 nucleotides. RefSeq lists its product as uncharacterized. The record is from RefSeq and is a predicted model, not a curated record. Lineage: Eukaryota; Fungi; Basidiomycota; Tremellomycetes; Tremellales; Cryptococcaceae. The transcript is spliced from 5 exons. Bases 1 to 993 code for a protein of 330 amino acids. Gene Ontology annotation, molecular function: protein binding.